AUGCCCAUCCCAUCCACCACCGCGGGCGCGCUCGUCCCCCCGCCCGCCUCACGCGCCCGCGCAUCCUCUACCAACAUGCGCCCCGCUCUCACCCUCAGCUCGUUGGGCCCACGCGCCUCCUUCCUAUGCAAAGACUCGGACGCGGCGGAUGGCACCCCGACUGCGCCCGCAUUCAGACCUCCUAGCCCCAUCAGCAUCCCCGCAGCGCAGGCCCUCAGCUUGCUGCACAUCGCCCAUCCGGACGGCUACUGGACCACGGCGUCGUCUUCGCCCCGAUCCAGCACCGACACGAUUUUGCCCAUGUCUGCCUCGCCGGAGCAGACCACUUUUGCAGAUGUAUUUGUCGAGAAGAAAGUUGCUGCCGGCCCUUCAUCGUCCUCGCGCUGGCUCUCCUCCCCCUCGAUCCACGCGCCUAUCCUAUUCGUGAUUAUGGCUUUCCCGCUCUCCACGGCCCUUGUUCUCUACACGCUCUCCACCCUCCCCAUCACCGUCUCAUGGCCGCACACGAUAGGCGACCUCGCACAACUUGCCCGCGAACUCCGUUCAUACUCGCAGGCCGGAAAUGCGGAGACCGCCCACGUUAUCGGUGUCAUGGCCGUCACAGCCAUCUGGAAACACGCCUGGUCGGUACCAGGCAGUGUACUGUGGAACGUGCUUGCAGGCGUGCUAUUCACUCCUGUGUUCGGCACACUGCUUCUGACAGCGCUGACUACCAUCGGUUCCAUCUGUUCGACGCUCCUCGCCACACCAUUGGCGCCGCUGAUUACGGCGUUCUUCCCAAGAGUGCUCGAGAUGGGUCGCACAGCGCUGGAGGGACCCUCUGAUUCAGGGAUCAGCACCAAACAACGAGGCGCGGCCUGGGUCCGACUUUCGAUCCUGCGCCUGAUUGGCGUCGUUCCGUGGUCCGGCAUCAACAUUGCCUGCGGCGUCUGCGGCGUGUCGUUGUACGACUGCGCGCUCGGGACGUUCAUUGGUACUCUCCCGUGGACGGCCGUGACAUGCCAAAUCGGCGACAUACUGCAAACGGUCGCGUCCCAACCUUCGCCGACGCCGCAGUCCAUAUCGUCCCUCCUAUCCUCCCCAUCUCUGAUCAUCAAGCUCGUCUUCCUUUCCGUGCUCUCGUUGGCGCCGAUAUUAGGCCGUGAACGCUUGAGUGCACUCCUUGGCUCGCAGGGUUCCAAGCUGUCCUCUUCCGAAUCAGGUCGGACCGUGGAAGCGGAAGGCACGGAGCGGUGGGGCUGGGUGCAGGAAUGGCGAAUAAAGAUCCGAUUACCAUCGCGCUCGAGGGAACGUGCCCGGAGCGAACGGGAACGGGAACUGGAGAUACUCGUUCGGGAAAAACAGCAGCGGGAGGCAUCGGACGCAUAGUCCCACCCUCCCGCAGGUCUAGACAAGACAUGCUAGACGUCAUCACGAUCACUCCACCAUGGCCACCUACACCUACACUUUUCUUACACAUCCACGCGCAUCCGACACGACCCAUCCACUCAUCCUCGAUAUUCGCACGCGGCAACACAUCAUUCCAAUAUUGCAUUAUUUAUUCGUGCUCAUGACCGAUACGGUUUCGUCCUCCUCCUCUUCCUCGUGCCAUAAUUCGCGACAACCCGGCGCGAUACUUCGGGCAAUGUACACGCUCUCGGCGUUCUGGACGUGGCGCCAUUCGCAUGCGCCUUCUCGAUGACGUCGUUCCGGCUCAUCGACUGCGCUGCGGGGGCUGACAAGGCCUGGAGGAAGGUACCGCAUACACCUCCGGCGACAGCCCGCGUCCAGCAUUCUCGCCUCGCAUCGUUCGCCCCCCGCGCUUAGGCGCUGUGCGGAUCCGUUUCCAGCUUCCUCCAUCCCGCUCAGCCUUCGGCGCCACCUCCUCCCGCGCCCCUCCCCUUGGGAUUGUCCGGGCGUCCUGGCGCGGCCACCUACGAAGCUCAUCCCCUCAUGUUUAACGCGCGUCACGCACACGUACCGUUAGUUAAUGGCUCCGACCUAGCCGCUCUUUGUUCGUUCCAUAUGUACAUGUGUCGUACAGCGCGCUGCGUACCACAACAUCGACGGGUUGCGGUACCGGGAUAUUUAUAGAACUCAGUGCACGCGAGUCGAUGAGUCGGUCGGGCGGGUUCAGGGUUCAGGUAUCUAGGCUACAUCCUUGUGUGUAAUGAAAGCAUGAAUGAGAACGAGCG
This is a messenger RNA of Punctularia strigosozonata HHB-11173 SS5, 2174 nucleotides long. RefSeq lists its product as uncharacterized. Bases 1 to 1368 code for a protein of 455 amino acids. The record is from RefSeq and is a predicted model, not a curated record. The transcript is spliced from 5 exons. Lineage: Eukaryota; Fungi; Basidiomycota; Agaricomycetes; Corticiales; Punctulariaceae.